UCCUUGAUAUAAGUAUAUUACCUUACAGAUCAGCACAGCGACUAAACUAAUUAAGCAUUGUAUUGUCAAUUUGCCUUAUCCAAGACGGCCAAUAUGGAUAGAACACCAGAAGUAUAUAACAAGAGGCAUGCAGUAGUGCAUGGAUAUCUCAGAAACGGAAGAACAUCGCGAGACUCCAAGAUCUGAUCGCGCUCGUCAUAUUAAUAACAGAUCUAAGCCUGCAGGAAUAUUAUUUCAUAUAAGAUCAGAACUGUAGGAUCUCUCUGCAAACACAAGAACAGCAGCUGCAAGCGAGUUAUCGGUCACACAGGGCUUUUUCGGUUUGGAGGAAUUUUGGAGGAUUAAACUAUUUCCUCUAAAAUUCGUGUGCUCGAAAGAAGCCCUCAUGUAGAAAUAUCCAGACAUAGCCAAGAGACAUGCUGGAGUAGCAUCUUUGUUUGCCAUCCUUACGUUUCUCUGUAAACUAGAUUGAGCAAUUUGUUGCUCAAGGUUUACUAGAGAGCGAUGGCUGAGAGCGUGAUUCUUUUUGCUGUAAAGAAGAUCGGUGUUGCGUUGGGUACUGAAGCAAUCAAUCAGGCUACUUCAUAUUUCAAAAAGUAUGUUAUACAGCUGACAGAGCUUCAAGGAAGCAUGGGCCGCAUCAGGAGGGAGCUACGGUUGAUGCAUGAGUUUCUCUGUCGAAUGGAUGUACGCAACCGCAAUAACCAAACAUAUGAAAUUUGGGUAGAGGAGGUACGAGUUCUUGUACAUGGGAUUGAAGACAUUGUGGAUGAGUACUUGCAUCUUGUAGGCCAGAAGCUUGACACUGGAUGCAGAACCUAUCUGAAGAAAGGAAUCAAGCGACCCAAUGUUAUGGUCUCGCUGAGCAGGAUAGCUUCAUCGGUAAAGGAAGCAGAGGCCAAUCUGGUGCACCUGUUUCAGGCCAAGGACCGAUGGGUUUUGCUUCCGACUGACAAUUCAAGCUACAUUGUCGAGAGAUCCCAGCAUUUGGCAGCCACUUCACGCUCCAUCUGCGAUGAAGAUCUUGUGGGUGUGGACAAUGACAAGACGGCGGUAACACAGUGGUUGCAAGAUGAUGUGACUGAAUGCCUUGUGGUAGCUCUGCUUGGGAUGGGAGGACUUGGUAAAACAGCCCUGGCUGCAAACGUCUACAGGAGGGAGAAGGAAAAGUUUGAAUGCCGUGCCUGGGUUACCAUCUCUCAAACAUACUCUCGAGUAGGGGUUUUGAGAAAUUUAAUUGAGGAGUUGUUUAAAGAUAAAGAAGAUGCUCCAACUGACAUUGCCACCAUGGAUGUCUUCUCCCUUGAAGCAAAACUGAAGAGUUUUCUACAGGAAAAGAAAUACUUGAUUGUGCUGGAUGAUGUUUGGACCCCAGAAGUAUUCGUUGAACUGUCCAAUGCAUUUGUUCGCAACAAUAAAGGCAGCAGGCUGGUAAUUACAACACGAGAAAGCAAUGUCGCCAGCCUUGCUUCUCAGAGCCAUGUCCUAACACUAAAAGCUUUACCUAAUGAUAAGGCAAUGGAGUUGUUCCGUAAAAAGGCCUUCCCCAGUGACACAGAUGAAGAAUGUCUUGCACAGCUGGGGAAACUAUCAGAGGAAAUAGUUGGCAAGUGCAAAGGCUUACCUCUUGCUAUUGUCUCUGUCGGUAGCCUCUUGUUUGUGCGUGAGAAAACGAUAGAAGAAUGGAGACGGAUUAAUGAUCAGCUCAGUUGGGAGAUAAUUAACAAUCCUAGGCUUGAUCAUGUCAGGAAUGUCUUGUUGCUGAGCUUCAUAUACCUUCCUUCGUACUUAAAAAGUUGUUUCCUAUAUUGCAGCUUGUUCCCUGAGGACUAUCCUCUUAAAAGGAAGAAACUUGUACGGCUGUGGGUGGCAGAGGGGUUCAUUGUGGAGAAGGGUGAAAGCACAAUGGAAGAAGUAGCAGAAGGCUACCUAAAGGAAUUGGUUCACAGGAACAUGCUGCAACUAGUCCAAAGGAACUCAUUUGGUAGGAUAAAAACAUUCAAAAUGCAUGAUAUUGUGCGUGAUCUGGCAGUCGACUUGUGCCGGAGAGAAUGCUUUGGUGUUGCGUAUGAGGAUGGUAACCAUGGGAGAUCUCUUGAGGAGAAUGACGAACGCCGUCUGGUGAUACACAAAUUCCAUGAGGAUGUUGGUCGGUCAGUUUUAGGUGUAUGCCGGCUCCGAUCCAUCAUUGCCCUAGACAAGAGCACCCCACCUUCCACCAUUCUACCCUCGGUGUUGGACAACUCCAGGUAUAUGUCUGUGCUUGAGCUAAGUGGAUUACCCAUUGAGACUGUCCCCGGUGCUAUUGGGGAUCUCUUUAAUCUGCGCCAUUUGGGGUUGCGAGGAUCAAAGGUGAAGCUUCUCCCAGAAUCCGUCGAGAAGCUGUCCAAUCUGCUGACACUGGACCUCUCUGGAUCAGAGAUACGGCGUCUACCGAGAGGGAUUGUCAAGCUAAGAAAGCUUAGGCACUUGUUUGCCGAGAAACUGAUGGAUGCAACCUGGAGAGAUUUUCGUUGCUGCACCGGCGUGCGCAUCCACAGGGGCCUCGGGAACCUGACAAGCCUGCAGACGCUACAAGGGUUGGAAGCACAAGAGGGGUCCAUCACACAUCUUGGGGAGCUCAGACACCUGCGAAGUAUCAGGGUGUGGAAUGUGAGGGGGGCCUACUGCGGACGCCUGUGCGCGUCUCUCGUUAAGCUGCGAUUCCUGUCCAACCUGUACAUUGUGGCAGGCAACGAAAACGAGGCUCUGCAGCUGCAAGAGAUGAAGCCGACUCCUCCCAAACUUGAGAGGCUAUUUCUGCGAGGUCGGCUAGCCCAAGGCACAUUGCAGGAGUCCCCUCUCUUCCUGGAUACUGCUAGGCUAAACCUGCAUGAGCUACGGCUGUACUGGUCCCAACUGGAACAAGACCCCCUGCAAUCCCUCUCUCUGCUGUCAAAUCUGACAGACCUACGACUAACCAAGGCAUACACCGGACACAAGAUGGUCUUUCUUCCCGAGUGGUUUCCCAACCUCACCAUACUCUGGUUAAGGGACAUGCCUGGCCUGGAGGAAUUAGAGGUGCAAGAAGGCGCCAUGAAGAAACUGCAGAGACUAACACUGGUCAACCUCACCAAACUGGCCGAGGUCCCACCUGGCAUCGAGUUCCUCAAAACCCUCCAGUAUCUAGGCUUUCUGGAGAUCACACAAAACUUCCUGAAUUCGUUGCAGUCCUCUCCAAGAAUUGCAAACUUUCGGUGGCAGUAUUCUCUCCGAGACUCUGGGGUCGCCGCUGAUCGAUAGCUAUCUGCUGCUCUGACACAGUGACACUCUCACUAGACAUACAUGAAAAUGCUUUUUCACAAGGACAGCGUUUAUCUGUUUAUGGAUUUUUGGGUUAAGUUAUCAUUGAUGCACUUGCACCAGAAAAUGCUCAAGCCCUGCUGCUCCCGUUUUCGUUUCCGUUUCAUGAAUAAAUGAAAGCCAAGUGAUCCUUGAAACAUACUGGUGCUGUCAACAUUUUAUCUGCUUGUUUCCAUUCCUAGGAUACCUGUGGACUAUGGUCUACAGACCUGUUUUAGUUGUAAGGGAAUACUGACUAACUGACUAGCAAGCUUUUGUGUGAUCACUGCUGUGGUGUACCAUAUUGUUCAGGAGUUUUAUAUUAUUUGGGACUGGGAGUCCUAUGUUUAUCAAACAAUUAC
Molecule: messenger RNA, 3683 nt
Organism: Oryza brachyantha (malo sina)
Lineage: Eukaryota; Viridiplantae; Streptophyta; Magnoliopsida; Poales; Poaceae
Product: disease resistance protein RPM1-like
Exons: 5
Coding region: 505-3282 (925 amino acids)
Biological process (GO): defense response to other organism
Molecular function (GO): ADP binding
Source: RefSeq, a predicted model, not a curated record